Molecule: messenger RNA, 720 nt
Organism: Cuscuta campestris
Lineage: Eukaryota; Viridiplantae; Streptophyta; Magnoliopsida; Solanales; Convolvulaceae
Source: the annotation of a GenBank genome assembly
AGAAGGACGGCUCGUACCGAACCCGUGACCAACUCACUUCCAAAUGGAGCCACAUCAACAAAAAAGUACGAAAAUUUAUGGGAGUAUACGAGAAAUGCUCCCGGUCCCGGAGGAGCGGCAUGAACGACGCCGAUGUUCUCCGGCUUGCCACGACCCGGUAUCAAGACGACGGGAACCAAGGCAAGGUGCCCAUCGAUCUUUGGGGGAUUUUGAGUCGUUCCCCGAAGUGGCAACAACUCAACAAUUCAGACGGCGUAUCAUUCCGGAAAAGAUCCACCGUCGACGCCGAGGUUGAAGUCGACGAGACCAUCGGUUCUACCGAUCAAAUCCCUUCCUUCAACGUUGCGGUUUCCGAUGACGAGGACCCCAUUCCACGGCCGAUCGGAAGAAAGAAGGCAAAAUCAAUUGCCUCUGGUUCGGGAGGGUCCGCCUCUAUUUCUGCUUCUCCCUGCGACGAAAUCGGCCGGGCAAUGGUUGAACAACUUCGCGCGUUCAAUCUCCAAGAACAAGAGAGGAUGAAACUUAAAGAGAAGGAGUUGAAGCUAAAGGAGCAGGAGGCCGAGAUGAAAGUCAUGCAAACCGACCCCGCGACGUUGUCGGAGUUUGGACGAAUUAUCUACGAGCAAAGAAUGAGAGAGAUCAAGGAGAAAUAUAAUUUUCCUUAGUUUUUUUAUUAAUGUAUCUUUUUUUUAAAUUAUUGUCGCUUUUUUUUAUUUAAUU